Brachypodium distachyon (stiff brome) is the source of this 6786-nucleotide messenger RNA. RefSeq names its product putative disease resistance protein RGA4. NCBI's taxonomy places the organism in Eukaryota, Viridiplantae, Streptophyta, Magnoliopsida, Poales, Poaceae. Gene Ontology annotation, molecular function: ADP binding. The record is from RefSeq and is a predicted model, not a curated record. The transcript is spliced from 9 exons. The coding region runs from base 289 to 5631 and encodes 1780 amino acids.
GCCUUCCUCUCGCUGUUCCGCCGCCUUCUGCCCCCAUUUCCUCGCCGCUCCGCCUCGGGCUCCGGCGGCCGCGCCUCCACUCCGCCAUGGACUCCUCCUUACCCCCAUUACCUAAGGCCGGAAGAUUCCGCAUGCGCAGGGAAGGGCGGCGGCGACGGAGCUAGUUACGCACGCACGUAACAUGGAGCCUGGUCCAUGCUCUGAAUUAAUUUCCCCUUCCAUCACCACGAGCUGCUCAAGAGCAGAACCGGAUUAUCUCAUCCAACCAUUGUGAAGUGGAGAGAAUUCAUGGCGAUGGUCCUGGAUGCUUUUGCAUCCUACCUACAAAGCCUGCUGACAGAGAUGGCGGCAGAAGAGGUGCACCUUCUGCUCGGAGUCUCCGUCGAGAUCGACAAGUUGGGGGACAAACUUAAGGACCUCAAGAACUUCCUCGCCGACGCCGACAGGAGGUACAUCACCGACAACAGCGUGCAAGAGUGGGUAGGACUUCUCAAGCGUGCUAUGUAUGAUGCCACGGACAUCCUUGACCUAUGUCAGCUCAAGGCCAUGGAGCGUGAAGCAUCCUCUUUAGAUGCAGGGUGCUUAAAUCCCUUGCUGUUCUGUAUCCGGAAUCCCUUCCAUGCCCAUGACAUCGGCAGCCGCAUCAAGAGGCUCAACAAGAAGCUUGACUCUAUCAAAGAGCGGAGUACUGCCUUUGGCUUCAUCAAUCUUGGGUCUUAUGAGGACCAUUGCCGGAACAUGCAUGCCUCUAAUCGUGGCAAUCCUAGCCGUGAGACAUCUGGGGAGCUCGACCGGUCAGGUGUGGUUGGAGAGAAGAUGGAAGAAGACACAAGAGCACUGGUGGAGAUCUUGUUGACCGAAAAAGAAGGGUACAACAAAAUCAUGGUGGUUGCCAUCGUAGGCGCCGGUGGGAUCGGCAAAACCACCCUUGCCAAGAAAGUCUUCAACGAUGAAGCGAUAAAUGCCAAGUUUGACAAGGUAAUCUGGUUGAGCGUCAAUCAAUACUUCGACAAGGUUGAGCUCCUCAGGACAGCCGUCACCCUUGCCGGGGGAGACCAACAUAGUGAAAAUGCAUUAGCUGUGCUUCAGCCAGCCCUUACUGCUGCAUUGACAGGGAAGAAACUCUUGCUGGUCAUGGAUGACGUGUGGAGCCACACGGCAUGGGGCGAUGUUUUUGAAACGACCUUGGCCUAUGUUGCUGCUCAAGGUAGCCGAAUUCUCGUCACUACUAGAGAUGAAAGAGUUGCCCGUGGGAUGAAAGGUUUGAGGCCGUACCACCGUGUUGACACAUUGAAUGAUGAAGAUGCCUGGUCGUUGCUCAAGAAACAGGUAGUCUCAAGUGAAAAAGAUGGCCAUGAGAUUGACAUGUUGAAGGAUAUUGGGUUGCAAAUUGUAGUAAAAUGUGGCGGUUUGCCUCUUGCUGUCAAAGUAAUGGGUGGACUCUUGUGUCAGAAGAAAAGAGAACGCUCUGAGUGGGAGAUGGUUCUGAAUGAUUCUAUAUGGUCAGUAUCUGAAAUGCCCGAAGAGCUAAACUAUGCAAUAUAUAUAAGCUAUGAAGAUUUGCCUCCUUCCAUCAAGCAGUGUUUUCUAUACUACUCCCUACUCCCUAAAAAUGCAGUUUUCCUCAAAAGUUGCAUUAUUGGAAUGUGGAUUAGCGAAGGAUUCCUUCACGAAAUCUCAGAUGAUUUGGAAGAAUUGGGAAGCAAGUACUAUCAGGAGUUGAUAUUGCGGAACCUUAUACAGCCAAAGAUAGAGUAUAUUGAUCAAAACUUUUGCACCAUGCAUGAUGUUGUCCGUGCAUUUGCUCAGUUUGUGGCUAGAGAAGAGGCACUACCAGCUCACAGUGGGCAAACUGGUAUCAUUAGUAAACUUAGUGCACGGAAGUUUGUUCGGUUGUCUCUAGAUCUAGAAAGCGAAUUAUCAGAAUCACGUGAGUUAGACUGGAGUUCUUUAAAGGCACAGAAGACACUGAGAACACUAAUAUCAGUUGGCAAUAUAAAUACGAAGCCUCGUGAUUCGUCAGUUCAUUUUCCAUGCCUAAGGACCCUCCACACAGAUUCUACAAAUGUUGCGCUAUUGGUUAAAUCUUUGGAUGAACUCAAGCACCUGAGGUACUUGUCGAUAGAGAGGUCUGAUAUAUCAAGUCUGCCAGAUAACAUUGGAAAUAUGAAAUUCUUGCAGUACAUUAGCCUUGAAGGAUGCAAACAAUUUGUGAAAGUUCCACGUAGCAUUGUAAAGUUAGGGAAUCUAAGGUGUCUUGUCUUUCGUGAAACUUGUAUAAGUUGGAUACCUAGGGGGUUCUCUGCUCUAACAAAUUUGAGGGCACUACAUGGUUUUCCUGCCCUAGUGAAUGGUGAUUGGUCUAGUUUGGAAGAGUUGGGCCCCCUUUCCCUGCUCAGGGCUCUUGGUCUGAAGGUACUGGAAAAUGUAUCAGAUGCAGCUACCUCGUCUGCUACAAAGGUAAGGCUUGGUGAGAAGGUGCACCUUACCUAUCUAAGACUAAGCUGCAGUAGUAGAUUGGGAUAUGACGGGCUUAUUAAUGCGGGAGAAGGCGUCUCUGAGGAAGAGCAUCGACAAAUCGAAGAGGUGUUUGACGAACUUUGCGCUCCCCCUACCUUAGAUAGGCUUGAAAUCUUAGGAUAUUUUGGCCAACGGUUCCCAAGGUGGAUGAUGUCAACAUCAGCAUCAUGUCUGAAGAGCUUGAGGAUUCUAAUGAUGGAAGACUUGGCUUGCUGCACUGAAAUGCCUGAUGGCUUGUCUCAGCUCCCAUGUUUGCAAUUCAUUCAGAUCUUACGUGCUCCAUCCAUCAAACGUGUUGGACCUGAAUUUUUGCGACCCUGCUGUCACCUCAGUCCUCGUGCUUCACAGGCGGCAGUUGUGUUUCCGAGAUUACACAGGAUGGAAUUACUUGGAAUGGUAGAAUGGGAAGAGUGGGAGUGGGAGGAGCAAGUGCAAGCCUUUCCUGUGUUGGAGGAGCUUUUACUUGAUAAUUGCAAACUUAGACGUCUUCCUCCUGGCCUUGCUUUCCAGGGAAAGGCUUUGAAACAGUUACACAUGCAACACGUACACCAGCUCAGCUUCCUUGAGAACCUUGUUUCUGUUGUCGACCUUGAAGUGCAUCAAAGCCCCGACCUGGAGAGGAUCACUAAUCUUCCUAAACUGCAGAAGCUUGUCAUCGUCGAAUGCCCAAAGCUGAAGGUGUUGGAGGGUGUAUGUGCACUGCAGAGGCUUGUUUUGGAAGAUUAUGCCAUGGAAACACUUCCAGAAUUCGUGCGAGGUAUAAACCUAAGUCAUUUCCAUCUAGACUCCAGCCUUGCACUUCUCACUUCCAUAGCCAUGCCUGGCCCUGAGUGGGACAAGUUCAGCCACGUUCAGCAUGUCAAGGCAUAUGCAGAUGAUGGUGCAAACAAUCCAAGGAAAUGGUAUGUCUUGUAUACAAAACACCCCUACAACUUGGAGACAAAUAUCAACCUCUCUUUCAUGUGCACAGGAACCUUAUCUCUUUUCGAGGACGCACAAAGAUUUGAGUUCGUCCUCAAAAUGACAAGAAGAACCUUCAGCUACAUCUGCAGCUUGGUGAAGGUGCAAUCUUUGGAAGAUAUGAACAGCUACACCUUUACUGAUGGGAGGGUGCUGUGUUUAGAAGAUCGAGUAGCCAUUGCUCUGAUAAUGCUCAACUCUGGCGAGCCACUGGAGGCCGUAGCGUUGUCUGUUGGUGUGAACGAGUCAACCAUCUCGCUGGUAACAGAGAGGUUUAUUGAUGCUACGUGGGAGCAAGCAGAUCACCAUUUGAACUGGCCAGGCUCCAGUGAAAUAGAGAAGGUCAAGUCCAUGUUUGACAAGAUUCACGGUCUGCCAAACUGCUGCGGUAUUAUAUGUACAACUCACAUCAUAUUUGGAUCACAAAACUGCGACAAUGAGACGAAUGAUGAUAUUAUAGUGCAAGUCGUUGUUGAUCCAGAUAUGAGGUUCAACAACAUUUGGUUGGGAGGGUCAGAUGCCAUGAACCAGAUGAGCCUUUUGCACGACUCUGAGUUCUUCAAGGAGUGUGAUGCAGGUGCUUUGGUAAAUGGCAGCAAGCUCGAGUUGUCAUCCAAUGGGUCAGAAGAAGUUGAGGAAUAUGUAAUUGGUGCUGAAGGAUACCCUCUUCGUCCUUGGCUCCUCACACCUUACAAGCAGCAAGACAUGGAUGAACUCUUGGAUUCUCAAGUGGAGUUCAACCGGAGACACUCUGCAGCUCUAACCUUUGUCCUGAAGGUGCUGGCAAGGUUGAAAGACACAUGGAAGUGCCUGCAUGGAGGGAUGUGGCACCCAGAAGAUCCGAAGGAGUUGUGUCGGGUAAUCUAUGUGUGCAUCAUGUUGCAUAACAUAGUGAUAGACAUGGAGGAGGCGCCCAUGGUGAGGGAUCUUGAGGUGAAUUACAGCAAGCGAGUGCGCAGAUUAGCAGAUGAGGAUGCUGUCAGUGUAAGGGAUUUACUGUCGCAACAUUUUAUCGGAAGGUCCUCCCAGUCUCAAGGAACCUUAUAUCUUUUUGAGGACUCACAAAUGUUUGAGUCUGUCCUCAAAAUGACAAGGAGAACCUUCAGCUACAUCUGCAGCUUGGUGAAAGUGCCGUCUUUGAAAGAUAUGAACAACUACACCUUUAUUGAUGGGAGGGUGCUGUGUUUAGAAGAUCGAAUAGCUGUUGCUCUGAUAAUGUUGAACGCUGGCCAGACGCUGGAGGACGUGGGAUCCUCUGUUGGUGUGAACAAGUCAACCGUCUCACUGGUAACUGAGAGGUUUGUUGAUGCUAUGCGGGAGCGAGCAAGGCACCACAGAACGUGGCCAGGCUCUGGUGAAAUGGAGAAGGUCAAAUCCAAAUUUGACAAGAUGUUUGGUUUGCCAAACUGCUGUGGUGUUGUACAUACAACUCACAUCCCAUUUGGAUCAGAACACUGCGACCAUGAGAGAAAUGAAUAUGAGCUAAUGCAAACCGUCGUCGAUCCAGAUAUGAGGUUCAGAAACAUUUGGUUCGGAUUGCCAGACAGCAUGAGCCAGUUGAGUCUUUUGCACGACUCUGAGCUCUUCAUGGUGUGUGAAAAGGGUGCUUGGCUUAACGGAAGCAAGCUAAAGGUAUCAUCAGAAGGAUCAGAAGUUGGGGAGUAUGUAAUUGGUGAUGCAGGAUACCCUCUUCUCCCCUGGCUCCUAACACCUUACCAGCAGAAAGACACGGAUGACCAAUUGGACUCACAAGUGGAGUUCAACCGGAGACACUCCGUAGCUGUAAGCUUUGCGCUGAAGGCGCUGGCAAGGUUGACAGACACAUGGAAGUGCCUGCAUCGAGGGAGCCUGAAAAUCCCAUGUGAGAUGUGGAAGGCAAUCCAGGCCUGCUGCAUGUUACAUAACAUAGUGAUAGACAUGGAGGAGGCACCCAUGGCGAGGGACUACAAGGUGAAUUACAGCGAGCAAGUGCGCGGGGUAGCAAAAGAGGAUGCUGCCAGGGCAAGGGAUUUACUGUCAGAGAACUUCAUCAGAAGCUCAUCCGAAUCUCAAGGCCUCUCAGCAAAUCCAUCCGGGUCAGGGAAUGAAAUCUCAGGGGAUCAACAUGAGGACUCAUCAAGUAGCAUCAUCCGACGGCAAGAUGAAGGGUGACGCCAAAGGUCUUGGUACUCUCCCCAUGAUAUACCCCCACGAUGUUUACCGUUCGAUCCGCCUGUUCUUUCGAUCUGACGGUUCUGGAAAUUCAGCCGGGAUGACACUGUUCCCCCUUGAUUUGACGCAUUUCCUAGGCCUGUGCUGCCUCGUCCGGUCCUGUCUCGGGUCCCACUGUCUCGUCCGGUCCUGUCUCGGUCCCACUUUGCUGUCAGAUACCGUCUUCGUCUCCGGCUUCGUUUGCUUUCCUUCUCUCUCUCCGGCUUCAUCCUGUUCUUCCUCUCUUCUUCCUCUUCCUCGGUUCUUCAGUUCUUCAGUUCUCUUCUACUCUCUCGCCGACUCUGCUCUCCAUCGUUCUGUUCUGGUCGACAUCUGUUAUCUGCACCGCUUCAUCUUUUCUUACGGAGCUUCUAUUUCCGAUCUGUUUCUGGUCAACUUCACAAUGUACCGACCUCGGUUUCUGAACUCCUGAUUUGUACCAACAUUGUUUUCCAGGUCUCAACACUAUCGCCUUCCUCUUAAUAAAUUUCUCCAUUCCAUGAGUCUCUCCAAGCUAAAAGGUCAUGCUGCCACUUCUGAUACUGCUGCUCCACUCAGUACUGAAGACGUCACACAUUACGACAGCAAUGAAGAAAGUCAAACUUCUUCAAGUACCAAAUCGGCAACAUCGAGGACAUCCGCAAAGACCCUUUACUGGGUCAUCAAGAAAUUCAAUUCUAUAAAGAGACAGUUGGUCAACGAAAUAGGUUUUGGAGGCAAUUAAUCGCAUGUUCAGUACUUGGCUUCUUGCUAAAGUGGAUUGCAUAGACUUUGCAAUUGCACUAGAUGAAGCUCGUAGGCUCUAGUUCACACCAAAGGAUGUCAACAAAGUAUUUGGUAUUCCAUGCGGACAUCGUGAUGUACUAGGCCCAGAAACAAAAAUAUCCGAUGCUGCAAUGGCGUACCUCUGUGAACAAGCUGGGAUAUCUAAAAGUAUAUGACAAAAAUAUCCGAUGCUGCAAUGGCAUACGUAGCCUGCAAAGAUGUACACCUAAAGUGCAUGCAAGCUAAGAACACAUGCACGAGCGUUUACCCAGGUUCGGGCCAUCCGGAGGUGUAAAACCCUACGUCCUGCUUGUUUGAGCUUGUAUUAUCACAGAGACCAAGUGUUUACAA